AUUUAGCAGUUUUUGGUACCUCAUCAACGUCAACGAUUCCUUUGACAAGUUUUUGCAGAAAAUGUAUCAAUAUUUGUGGAAUGACGUCUUGCUAGUAAAUCACUAAGAUGGAUAGUGACAGUCUUCCAGAUAUGGCAUGGACACACUCCAAAUUUAGCAGUGGUUCCUAUGCACGCCAACUGCCAGCCCUGGCAGCUUCUUCAGCAGUAGGACCGAUUUCGUCUGGAUUGAACUUGUCAGCACAAGUCAUUACCGAGAGCAUCCGCACAUUGGUAUCGAAUUCUGUUGCGUUGUCAGAGGAGCCAAUAAUACAUGGUGAAACAUAUGCCUCUAAUAGUGCUAGUACAGCAAUGAACAAGUAUUUGGAAUGGAUCAGGUAUAAGGAACCCAUGGAUGUUAACAACAACAGCUCUGCUGGUUCUAGCAGGUCAUUUGUCUUAGUGGAGAAUACAUUAAUAGCUCAAGGGAACAGUACUGACAGCAGCAAUCGGGUUGCUGAGCAAGUCCUCUCUGAUUCACCAACAGUUUUAGACUCGAACGUGGUCGCUGACCUUACCAGUGUACAUGGUGGAGAACGCCAACAGCCCGUAGUGCUCACUGGAGCAUUGAGUGCAGCCGAACAUGAGCUUUCUAUGGAGAUCUCACAGAAUGCACUCUUGAAAAAAAAAAAGAACAUGCUUCAGAGUCCGAGGAAACGACGUAGGUGCACCAGGACAGACACACCUGCAAGUGAGGUAAACGUGAUGUGGAGAAGACAGUCAUCCAGGUUAGUGAACCAAAGAGUUAAGAAGGAAUUAACAGAAGCAAGCUCCAUAGAUAACUGUGCAGCUGCUUUAUCGGGAAAUGAAGGGCCGUGGAAAAGACAGAGUGAUGUUGCUUUAGGUGAGAACUGGAGUUUAACGGUGAUUAACGACACCAGACCAGAAGAAUGCGAGGCCAAAUCAAAAUCUGUUAUGGCUAGGCAGGAGGCAGAGACAAAGAUUGGUGAAGGAUCUACGAUGACAGAAGUCUUGAUGGCAGAAUCUGUGCCACAGAAGACAUACAUGAACGUUGGCAGGGCAGCUAAAGGAAAUGUCAGAGUUUGCAGUGAAGUGGCAAAAGAUGACAUGAAAGAGGUAGCAAACGAAAAUUUAACAGUGUGCAUACCAACAAAUGGUCAGAGCAAUAGUGAGAAUUUGGAUUGUUAUUCUGUUGCCGGUUACUGUGAGAAUUUCCAAACCAUGGACAUUGACAACAACAGUUGUGCUGGGUUCAGCGGGUUAUUGGCUAUAGUGGAGAAUACAUUAACAUCUCAAGGGAACAUUACUGAAGGCAGCAGUCAGGUUGUUGAGCAAGUCCUCUCUGAUUCACCAACAGUUUCAGACUCAAAUGUGGUCGCUGAUUUUACCAGUGUACAUAGUGGAGAGUGCCAACAGCCUGUAGUAGGCACUAGUCCUGUGGCACAAAAAUGCGUAACUGAUAUGGAAGCAAGUCCGAAAAAAAGUGAACCCUAUCUGAAAACCAGAGGUGAGGAUAUUGAGGCAAGGCCGAUGAUGCUCACUGGAGGAUUGGAUGAACCCGAAGCUGAGCUUUCUAUGGAGGUCUCACAGAGUGUACCUUCGAAAAAAAGAAAGAUGAUGCGUCAGAGUCCGAGGAAACGACGUAGGUGCACCAGGACAGACACACCUGCAAGUGAGGUAAACGUGAUGUGGAGAAGACAGUCAUCCAGGUUAGUGAACCAAAGAGUUAAGAAGGAAUUAACAGAAGCAAGCUCCAUAGAUAACUGUGCAGCUGCUUUUUUGGGAAAUGAAGAGCAAUGGAAAAGACAGAGUGAUGUUGCUUCGGGUUCGGACUGGAGUUUAACGGUGAUUAACGACACCAGACCAGAAGAAUGCGAGGUCAAAUCAAAAUCUGUUAUGGCUAGGCAGGAGGCAGAGACAAAGAUUGAUGAAGGAUCUACGAUGACAGAAAUCAUGAUGGCGGAAUCUGUGUCGCGGAAGACGUACAUGAACGUUGGCAAUGCGGCUAAAAGAAAUGUCAACGUUUGCAGUGGCAUGGCAACAGAUGAGUUGGAACAAGUGCAACAUGAAAGUUCAACAGUGUGCAUACUGAAAAAGGAUCAUUGCAGGAAGGAUAAUUUGACAGUGAUAGAUGAGACUGCUAGACAAGUGGUUGGGAUGAGCGAGGCAGAAGAUGACCAGAUAUGUGAACUUGAUCCCCGUCAACUAGAUUGCGUUUUCUAUGUCAGAGGCAUGUACGGAGAUGAGUCAUCCGACAAAUUACCUGAUGGCCCUCCCAGAUGUUCAGACGUUUGUGACAGUUAUGUAGAGUGGGUUCCCAUUGCUCAUCAAGAAGGGAGUCAAUUGCCCAUGUUAUCUGCUUCUGUCAAAUGUGCUAAAUUGCCACAACAGGUGCAAAGAAGUGAUGAAGGGGCAAGCAAACAUGGCAGAGCAGGGAAUCUGGGAGAAGGUAUUGAGCCUGAAGGAAAUAGCGUACUGUCCUCGCCUAGUCUACCCGUACCGGAUGGUGGCAUUUCUGAAUGGAGGUACCAGGUGAAUACUCUUAUUGAAGACUGUGGCAUAGCUGAUCAGUCAUGCUUAGAUGUUGCUCAGAGAGCGACAGUUGGCAAAUUGUUUGACUAUGAAACAGAAGAGUUCUCUUCUCAGGAGGAUGUUGUCGCACCAGAUAUAUCAACUACUGAACUAUUGCCAAAUGAGUUCAACCUGGUUAGUACAGUUAGUGUAGGGCCAGAUGUGGAUCUCACCAGUGCAAAUCUAAUAGGAUGCCCUGAAAUCACAUCAGAAGAAGGUGAUGCUGUACAUCUAGAACAACACCACGUGGAUGGUGGCAGAGAAGGUAGUGAGAACCCAUUAAUGAUGCACACAGUUGAAGCAUUUACCAGUGACAAAAUUAAAUCUCUCUUCAAUGAUGCUAACUCAAUGUGCAUGGAAGCUAACGAGCAAGGUGAUUGGCUAUUUAGCAGGCAGGAUGUCAGCGCUCAUCAUACUGAUACCAUAGAGCUCACUCCAGAAGAAGUUUCUUCUGUAGGCGCUAACUCUUCUGAAUUGGUGAACCUACAAAGGUCUCUCUCACAAGAUUAUAAUGAUUUUGAUAGUUCAUGCCCGCUGGCGAACUCUAAGAUCAACCCAGACAGCUGCGACUGGGAGAUCACCGAUGACAAUUCUACCUGUCAUGAGAAACACGGCGUCUACAUUUUAGAUGAUGACCAAACAGACCAAUCAUCUUUAGUAAGUUCAUUUUCUGAAACCAUGAAUCUUUUAAAGUCUCUGACGGAAAAUAGUAUUCAGACACGUGAUGCUACACAUGCUCUGUUUUUUUCUGAGAGCGAGGUAGCCAGAAAUCCUCUGUCACAGGGAGUUCCUAUUGAAUCAUCUCAUGAAGGGCACCAUGUCAAUACCAGAUAUGUAUUUUGUGCUCAAGAUAUAGAAAGUGCAGUUGAGACGGCCUACAGAAGGCCACCUCACCCUGUUUUGUCAACUGUAGCCAUGGUAACUUGCCAGGACCUAGAACAGUCGGAUGCGGCAACUGUCACCAUGUCACCCUCACAGGACACAGAACACUGUGAUGUGUCAAGUGUCACCAUGUUAACCUCCCAGGACACCGAACAGUCUCAUGUGACAACUGUCACCAUAUUAACCUCCCAGGACACAGAACAGUCUGAUGUUACAAAUGUCACCAUGUUAACCUCCCAGGACACAGAACAGCCUGAUGUGUCAAGUGUUAACAAGUUAACCCCCCAGGACACAGAACAGUCUGAUGUAACAACUGUCGCCAUGUUAACCUAUCAGGACACAGAACAGUCUGAUGUGUCAAGUGUUAACAAGUUAACCCCCCAGGACACAGGACAGCCUAAUGUGACAACUGUCACUAUGUUAACCUCCCAGGACACAGAAAAGUCUGAUGUGACAACUGUCACUAUGUUAACCCCCCAGGACAAAGAGCAGUCUGAUGUUACAGGUGUUACUAAGUUAAUCUCACAGGACACAGAAAUGCCUGAUGUGACAACUGUCACCAUGUUAACCUCCCAGGACACAGAACAGUCUCAUGUGUCAAGUGUUAACAAGUUGACCUCCCAAGACACAGAACAGCCAAAUAUGUCUCCUGUCACUUCGUUUACCUCUAAACCUCUGCAACAGUCCAAUAUAGAUUGUAUCAGUAUAGUUACAUCUGAAUUCCAAGAACAGCCUGAUACCGCCAGUAUGAGGAUAUUUGCCUCUCAGGACCGGGAAGAGUCGGGCAGUGUCUGUUUCAGUAGGGAUGGGUCGCAAUGUUUGACAGAGUCGAGUACAUCAAGCUGUCAUGGUAGUUCUCUUGUUUGGUCACCCAGCGUCGUAUCAACUAUCAGAGGCACUUUACAUCGUGACAUAUUGACCGAGCAUAAUGAUGUCAGUUUUAUCAAGGGCAGUGAAGUGUGUGAUGCUGUGGCAAAAGGAGAAAGCUUACACCUUGGCUCAUAUGGUGCUUUAGAAAAGAGUGUGAAUGACGAAAUGGAAAGGGAAAGUGAGAGGGAAAGUAGCAUAAGUGGCAGUAGGCGUGAAGAGGUCACGUCUCCUGAAUGCAUACAAGUUCAGCAACAAGAGGACGAUGCUAGUGAUAGUAUCAGUGAAGAAACAAACACUGCUGAAGUACCUGAUUUCAAACGAGUAUUGGCUGCUAGCCAAAUAGGGGUACACGAUGGGGGUCAUUGUGGUGUUUCAUUGCCAUUACGGGAUAGUGCUUUAAACCGAGUCACAGAGAAUAAUAGCGAUGGUGAACCAUUAGGGAAUACGCAUUUUCUCUGUGAAAGGGUAGAUGAGGGAAGUGUUUGGCUCACUCCUAGAGGUGACAUAAAUCAUGCAGCUGGACAUAACUCGGAUACAUGGUGGAGUUUUGCCAGUAGUAGUGUCUGUAGUACUGGCCUUGUAGUUGAUCAGAAAAAUUCACUCAUGGGUUGCAAUACUGAUCAAUCACAUAUACAACAUGUGAUUCCCACGAGAGGCACCGAUUUAAAUCAUGAUAUCGCAUUAGGAAACAUAAUUAAUGUUGAGUCAGGCUUAAACACGCUUCCAAUGGACAAACAGAAAGAUAUAAUGCUAUCUCUGUGGGAGGGUGAGGGAAAUAAAUCGCACAUAGAAAAUGGUGAAGAAGCAUCAACGUGUGUGACUGCUACAAGAUCCACUAUGGGAGAAACGAACAGUGAGAUUGUAAAAUAUGAUGCCAAAGGCACAGUUACAACUGAUAAGGUUGAAGAAUCAUCGAUUUCACAAUCAAUGUUGAAACAGUUGCCUCUUCCGACCACGUCGCCAGCAUUGUCGGAUAUAAUUUACGCAAGCGAAUAUGCGGAAGGGGGAGUUGCGAAGUGGUAUUCUGUAAACUUGUGUCAUCAUGAUCUGACAGACACUUCUGAUGACUGCAAAGCUGCACACGAAAGAGGGUGUGAACAAGUUGACAGCUGUAACGUGGUCCGGCAGCUAUCAUUUGACCAGGAAGAAAGUGCAGGUUCUGUUUGUGAUACGACACAGGAUAGCCUGUCUGACGUCACACCGUCUGAAGUAUUGUUGAUACAAGCAUCGUGUGAGAGUGGUGCUCAGAAUGUACCUGUUGGCAGUGACGAAGCUACUGUCUCGGGUAGUGCAGAUGUUACUUGUCAGAAAUCGAAGUCUGCUGGUAGGGAUUCGAGAACGGUUACACGGCCAGGAAACAAAGCACCCCUAUUUACUCCGAAAAAGUCGACGCAACCUAACGAAACGAAAUGCAACAAGAGAAGCGUUGAUGACAUCGUUUUGCCACUUGCCAAAAGACGAUACUCCUCUCUCGAUAUGAAUCCGCCUUGUACUCCAUGUGCAGUGUCAACCCCGUUCAGUGACCCAAGUAACCUGAAUGAUGUGGAGCCAGGGGACUAUUUAAUGGAGAUGGUAGAAUCUCCAAGAAGGAUCACGCGAGCAAUGUUGGCAGCAGCACGACCGAAACUGGUGACAAAAUCGCCAUGUAUAUCCCAUAAGCACGUCUCAGUGGCGGCUGCCACGGGUGUACGCUCAAGAAGCGAAGACACCACCACGCUGGCACCCUCUGUCGCAAAAGUCGGAAGUCCUGCAAAGUCUCUCUCACCAAGUGCUUCCAUUCGGCCCUUGAGCCCUCACUGGAUAAGGUCCACGUCUAGCAGCAUUGAAUCAGACGUGGAGAGCACAGUCUCUCCAAAGGCAUGUCUUGCACCUAAUACGAUAGCUACCCCGCCGAAGAAGAUAAGUGAACAAAUGUCGGCAAGCGCGUUACGGUACAAGGGAGUGGAGAGCUCUUCUGCUCAUGUACCACCUAGUACACCGGCCAAUAUAAAUGUUGGAGCAUUCAUAUGGGCGAAGUUGGGGUCUCACCCAUGGUGGCCGGCAUUGGUGGUGAGCCACAGAGACUGUGCACAGUGUCCUGCUAGAUUCAACUCUACCUGGGUGUACUGGUUUGGUGAUCACAAUGUCUCGGAGAUGCCUUGCUACAAGCUGUCGGACUUUGUGUCCGAUUUUCAGUUCAAGUACUCUAGGACGAUAAAGAGACAUUAUCAUCAGUCAAUAGAUGAAAUCCUGCAGGCAUGCAAGUUGAGAGUUACCUCACCAGACACCACUUUAGAUGAAGAUAACCUCAUUGAAUGGGCUGAAGGAUCCUUUGGCGGAUUGGAUUCUUCGUCCUUUGAUCCACCAUCAGGAUCGAUGGCAGUACCUGCUAGUGUUCAGCCAUACCUGACGUUGGUCCGUGAGAAGGCUGAUGAUAGCCGUGGAAGGUGCACCGAAUCCGCCAAGGACGAGUGCAUGACUGAGGAGGACAUUCAACUCCUUGAGAGGAUUCGUAAUGGAGAUAUGUCAAUAGAAGACAUUUGCAUCUCAUGUUGUCAAGGAGAAGUAAUGUUGGUAGACCAGCAUCCUCUUUUCCAUGGUGGUGUAUGCCAAGCUUGUAAGGAGGAACUUCUUGAGACCCUCCUUGCACAUGGAGAUGAUUCAGCCAAUGUGUACUGCGUGGUGUGUGGAUAUGCAGGAGAACUGUACGUUUGUGAUAACUUUGAAUGCAGCCGAGUGUAUUGCCUCAGCUGCAUAGAAGUUCUCAUAGGAGAUGCACAUGCAGAGACUGUGCGCAGUGCAUCACCAUGGAGUUGCUUUAUGUGUGAAGAUGUACAGGAAGGUUUGUUGCAUCCUAGAAGUGACUGGCAACAGAGGCUUGUGAAGUUUUUCCAAGUAGAGACACAUGUUAUGGGAGAAAUUGAUCCAAGCUGUUUUGUCGAGAAGCGACCAAUCAGAGUUCUCUCUCUUUUUGAUGGCAUUGGAACUGGCAAGUUUGCACUGGAUCAACUAGGGUUGGAAGUUGAGACAUACUUUGCCAGUGAAGUUGACCAGGAUGCUGUGAAUGUCGUAUCAAUUCAUUACGGCAAUAAAGUGCAACAGAUUGGAGACAUCAGCUCUAUUCCAUCAUGCAAGAUUGCAUCACUAUGCCCAAUUGACCUUCUAAUCGGUGGAUCACCAUGCAAUGACCUCUCUCUUGUGAAUCCAUCUCGCAAGGGUAUAUAUGGAGGUUCAGGAGUACUGUUCUUCGAGUUCUAUCGGAUACUAAAGUGCAUCCAGCAGAGUAACCCAUCAAAUCGCCAUCUGUUCUGGCUGUAUGAAAACGUAGUGACAAUGCCAGCAGACUGCAAAGCAACCAUAUCUAAGUUUCUGGAGUGUGAACCAGCCAUGUGGGAUGCACAGUUGUUCUCAGCUCAGAAAAGAGCGAGAUAUUUCUGGGGAAACAUUCCUGGCCUGUACAGUCAUGCUCCCCUUCACGUGGAGGAGAGAGGAGAAGCGAGCAGCAUCAGUGAAAUAUUAACGUCCAGCUGUAACAGAAAAGCUGUGGUUAAAAAAGUGAGGACAAUUACCACGAGGCCUAACUCUCUACGACAGGGCAAACAAGAAAAGCUAUUCCCUGUGCAGAUGAAUGGUGUCGGUGAUACACUAUGGAGUACUGAGCUGGAGAGAUUGUUUGGAUUCCCGGAUCAUUACACAGAUGUUGGCAAUCUUUCUGUGGGUCAAAGACAGAAGCUAUUGGGGAAAGCAUGGAGUGUUCCUGUGAUUCAUCAUCUGUUAAAGCCAAUAGCUAAGUUCUAUAUGUCUACAGAACAAAGUGAUAUAAUGGCAACCAGUGAUACAGCCAUGGAGCAGCAGUCCAGUGACAUCUCUGUCCCAACAAGCAGUGGGAACUCUGUACUCUCGCCAUUGAGUAACACUGCUGUUGCAGCAGCAAGCACGUAUGAAGUGGAGAAACCACCAACAGAUUCACUAUAGUCCCAUCAACGAGUAGUUAUACAGUAGGGCAACCAUCAACAGAUUUACUAGUCCCAUAUCAACGACUAGUUAUAGAGUAGGGCAACCAGUAACAGAUUUACUAGUCCCAUCAACGAGUGCAGUUCACUAUAGUCUCAUAUCGACGUGUAGUUAUAGAGUAGGGCAACCAGUAACGGAUUUACUAGCCACAUCAACGAGUGGGUGUGAGUCGGAACAACUACCAACGUAUUCACUAUUCCCAGUAGCAAGUGCUUAUGAAUUGGAGCAACCACCAAUGGAUUCACCAGGCCCAACGACAUGUAACACCUUGUCAGAACUCUUCUCAGAAUAAUUAUUCAUAUACAGGUACAAGAUACUUUGGAGCAAGUUAAUUAUAACCUAUUGUUUUUGUAAUUGUUAAAGUGUAAUUAUGAGUGAGGUUACAAAGAUACCUUUAAAUAUUUCUUUACAACAUAAUGUAUAUGACAACUAUUUAUACUACAUAAUUGUUCCGUUUUUAUUCAUAUUUUGGAAAAGGUUACUUAAAUAAUGGUGUUUUGUGGCAACCAUGUGUCCGAAUAGAUAAUUUGUUUCUAAUCCUGAUUAAAAAUUACCUCGAAGCCCUUCUUUACAGGCGCAUAGGAGAAAAUACGUUAGAGACACUUAUCGUAUCUAUAAAAACAGUGAUCAAGAAAGAUUACAAUAGUGGUAAAUGUGAGUGGCUAUAACAUGUUUACUACUAUAACUAUAAGCUAUAGUUGUUUUAAUUGUAUGUUUUUGUUUGGUUUAUCAGUUUUCAUGACGUUUUUUGGCAUUAGUUUCCUUUUCAUGUUUGCUAUUUUGCCACGUAUUUGAACAGUGUGAUUUAUAUACCAUGUAGAGCAGCAAUAUACAUGGGUUUGAUGUUACCAGGACCCAUUUAUAUAUUAUAUUACCCAUAUACCCCAUUAUUAUACUAUAAUAAAGUGCAGUUUUUGAUACUAUAAACGUAAGUAUACUUGUGCAAAUAUAGUAAUUUGGUUUAUAUGACUGCUGAUUGGUGGCAUGGUGCAUUAUUCUGUAAAAUCUGAGGUCAUGACUGACAUUUAGCAUUUUGUCUAGAUAUUUAGGUAUUACAAACUUGUAGAUUGACAUUUUCAAACAAAACCAGUUGUCCUUGUCAGUGUUAUUUUAUGUGCAUUUAUGCUGUUUUUUAUGUUUAAAAUAAAAACUUAUUUAUUA
This is a messenger RNA of Priapulus caudatus, 9476 nucleotides long. RefSeq lists its product as uncharacterized. Gene Ontology annotation, molecular function: methyltransferase activity. Bases 108 to 8276 code for a protein of 2722 amino acids. The record is from RefSeq and is a predicted model, not a curated record. NCBI's taxonomy places the organism in Eukaryota, Metazoa, Priapulida, Priapulimorpha, Priapulimorphida, Priapulidae. Gene Ontology annotation, biological process: regulation of gene expression. Gene Ontology annotation, cellular component: nucleus. The transcript is spliced from 18 exons.